AUGACAACAGUGAGAGCAUUGAUAGCCACAGCAGUAAAGAAAGGCUGGUGCAUAUCCCAGCUAGAUGUAAACAAUGCCUUUCUUCAUGGGGACCUCAAUAAGGAAGUAUAUAUGCAAAUCCCCCCUGGGCUUGUUGUGGACAAACCUGGACUGGUAUGCAAGCUAAACAAGUCUCUCUAUGGGUUGAAACAAGCCAGUCGACAGUGGUAUGCAAAAUUGACUGAGGCCUUAUGCUCAAAAGGCUAUACAUACUCCAUGAAUGAUUAUUCUCUCUUUUACAAGAAGAAUAGGCACUCAUUGGUGUACCUUGCAGUGUAUGUUGAUGAUGUAUUGCUUACUGGAACUGAUGAAGAAGAAAUCGCACACUUGAAAGACUUUUUGCAUGAAAAGUUCAAGAUCAAAGACCUGGGGGAGCUACAUUUCUUCUUGGGACUAGAGGUGAUGUACAAAGAUGAUGGUGUGAUCAUAUCUCAACGGAAGUUUGUACUGGACAUGCUGAAGGAGUAUAAUUGCCUUGACUGUAAGUCAUGUUCCUCACCUUUAGAUCCUACAGUGAAGUUGAAAGCUAACGAAUGUGCCAUUCUACAAGACCCUACAUACUACAGGAAAUUGGUAGGAAAGCUAAAUUUCCUAACUAACACUAGGUUGGACAUAGCAUAUGGUGUUCAACACCUAAGUCAAUUUAUGCAAGAGCCUAGAGAGCCACACUUGAAAGCAGCCUUUCACCUCCUUAGGUAUUUGAAAGGUGAUCCCACUAGGGGAAUUUUCAUGUCUACAGACACAGACUACACCAUUAGAGCAUAUUGUGAUGCAGAUUGGGCUAGUUGUCCAGAUUCUAGGAAAUCCAUCACAGGCUACUUGGUGCUUCUGGGAAAUAGCCCUGUUAGUUGGAAGUCCAAGAAACAAGAAACUAUUUCACUGUCUUCCGCAGAAUCAUAG
This is a messenger RNA of Nicotiana attenuata, 939 nucleotides long. RefSeq lists its product as uncharacterized. The record is from RefSeq and is a predicted model, not a curated record. The transcript has a single exon. NCBI's taxonomy places the organism in Eukaryota, Viridiplantae, Streptophyta, Magnoliopsida, Solanales, Solanaceae. The coding region runs from base 1 to 939 and encodes 312 amino acids.